GAUACAGAUUGUUACGAACCAGCUGACCUGAUGUCCCCAAUACUGUUAGCUGUGUUCACCUUGUGAGCUGUCUCAUUACUAGCGGGUGAUUGGAUUGUUGCGUUAUAUUGACCCGAGAAUGACAAAGUUUAACUUGGCGAAGCUCAGAAAGACACUUAGAACUCCUCAAAAGCAUUCACCAAGUCUAAUUAAAAAACAGACGAAAUCAUUUUCAAGCUUAAAACAUAGGAAAAAGCAAAACAGCUUUGAUUUACUAAUAAAUGCAUCAAUGUUCCGAUUUUUGAAUGAAAAGCUGUAUACUUGUUCAAGCAAAGAAGCAGUGAAUUUGUUUAAGGAGGAUCCUGAAGCAUUCAAUGUAUACCAUGAGGGUUAUCAGCUGCAGUUGUCAAAGUGGCCACAAGAUCCCAUCCUUUGGGUUAAAGAUGAGAUCAUUAAGCAUUCUUCAGGUUUUGUUAAUAGCUGUAAAGUAGCAGAUCUUGGUUGCGGCGAUGCCCGGUUAAGUCGCAUGUUGUCCACUAGAUACAAGGUGUACUCUUUUGAUCUUGUAUCCUCAAACGAACACGUUAUUGCUUGUGAUAUGGCUCAUACACCCCUCGAAACAAAUGAAGUUGAUUUCGCUGUAUUUUGCUUAUCCUUGAUGGGAACUAACUGUUCGGAAUUUUUAUAUGAAGCAAAUCGCAUACUAAAAUCGGAAGGACUUCUGCUGAUUGUAGAUGUAGCAAGUCGCUUCGAUGGAGAAUUCAAUAAUUUUUUGAAAAAGUUGAAACGUUAUGGAUUUUCCAAGCAAUUCUCGGAGACAACUAGCGAUACAUACUUUGUUCGUGCGCUCCUUCGUAAAGUUUCUUCCUGCAUUACUGAUUCUGUAAAAGGCCUACCGAAAUUGAAGUUAAAGCCUUGUUUAUAUAAAAAGAAAUAAAUGAUAUUUGUAUCCCAUGAUUGUAUAUCCUAUCAAAUAUAUAUCUUAACAAAUUUGCUCAACGUUUUGUCUGUGUAGUAUCUUUGUGCCUGUAACUGAUAACUAAACAUUUUAUUCAAUAGGACAUCACAACUGCUUCAUUUUA
Messenger RNA from Heterobilharzia americana, 1061 nucleotides. Lineage: Eukaryota; Metazoa; Platyhelminthes; Trematoda; Strigeidida; Schistosomatidae. The record is from the annotation of a GenBank genome assembly.